ACAUUCUUCAUUCCAAAGAUUUGUCACGAAUGACAGAAAAAAUUCUAUUAGAUCAAUAUUUUGUUUCAGCUGGUUUAGAAGCAUUGGAUUCAUAUGUUUAUAAUGCCACGGUGUCCAAAUGGAUUGAUCAUAAUAUAGAGCAACGGUCAUUUGUAAAAGGUAAUACAGAAGAUUACUACCAUAUAGGCAUUGAUACUUGUAUUAAAUACACAAUUGAAACUCUUACUGAUGGUAUAACAAUUAGUCGAAAUACGUGUUAUAAUACAAGCAUAGGACAUAAACGACCUGAUACUGCUGGAUGUAUACUCAAUAAUGCUAUUUGGCGAGGAGAAGAAAAAGGAACUGAUAGUGCAGGAGAUUCAUCACAAGAACUAACAGAAAAAAUAAUUUGGGAUUAUGGUGAUGCUGUACCAUAUUUGUUAGCAUAUUAUUCAAUUGAAAGUAAUGUGGUAUUUUGUGCAAUAUACAAGGAAAACAAGAAAAUUCGUACACUUGAUAUUGGUGGUCCAUAUGAUUUAUUUUUUUUGAAGAACAGAAUAAUUGUAUGGAACAUUUGUAGAAAUAUUUCUAGAAUUCUUCCUUCUCUUGCUUCACUCUGCAAAAGAAAAAAUAAUCCAGAGUAUGGAAUAAUAUCAAGAAAUAGAAUAACCAUUACCUUCCUUGGCUUAGCAUAUCGUGAUAAUGACAAAUGGUUUUUCAUUGAUUUUGAAUUUGCUUGUUACUCACCUCAAUAUUUGAAGAAAGAAGGAUUAGAGAAAAAUAAUCACGUACCAGAAAUUAGGGAAGGAUAUCAUGAUAUAUCAACAGAUAUCUGGAGUGUUGGAUUUCUCAUUAUUGAUUAUUCAUUCAGAUUACCAAGUGAAAUUACAGAUUUUGGUAAAAAGUUAAUGAAAUCAAAUCCACAAGAAAGACCAAAGGUUAUUAAUGCAUUGACAGACGCUAAAGAAUUAUAUAAAAAGUUUUUAACAUUUUUGGAAAUAA
Funneliformis geosporum is the source of this 981-nucleotide messenger RNA. The record is from the annotation of a GenBank genome assembly. Lineage: Eukaryota; Fungi; Glomeromycota; Glomeromycetes; Glomerales; Glomeraceae.